AUGAACAGUUUUAGUGGCCAGUGCUCUGGAAAAUCGUACGACGGUCCGAAACCAUCGUUCGAUGGUGAUCUUGAGUCCAACCAUCCGGUUGAAUUUUUGCAAGAGUUGGAACAAUACAUGUUUAAUACCCGGUUGGAUCCACGUUGCCGCUUACAACUUGCCUUAUCGUGUUUGGAAGGACCAGCAAAAAUCUGGGCCCGUGGAUUCGGAUAUUUGUUAACUGAUUAUGAGAAAUUUAGCUCCCAUUUUCUACAACACUAUUGGGGCCAGCGAGCUCAAAGAUUAGUUCGUGAAGAGCUAUUAGGAGGCAGUUAUACGCCCCGUAGUCCAUCUAAAAUGGCCGAAUAUUUUCUAGGAUUAGUGGCAAAAGCGCGAUAUUUGAGUACCGCUCCGACAGAGCUGGACCUCAUCUUACAAUUGACACAGCAUUUUUCUCGGAACGUAGCGAUGCGUUUGAGCUCCUGUAUAGAUAUACCGUCUGCAUAUUUCCUGCUUCAAACAGAGGACUACUACCAAAAUAAUAGUCAAAGGGCUAACUCUAAUUGGCGAGGCCGCAAUGAUUACAACCAAGCUCCAGCACAAGCGGGACCUAGUAGCAGAAACUGGAGAAGUAUGUCUAAUCAAUCGAAUGAAGCUCCAGUAAACAGAAAUAUUCGGGCCACGAUCGCGGAGAUGGAUGAAGAGCAAGAACUAAAAACCCAUCCUGUUGCUAAUAUUUUUCUCGGUUCGGAUGAAUUGCUGAGGGAAGCUGAAACAGGAGAGAUAGCGAUUCGAUUCGAGAAAUCACCGAUUAUUGAAGUGAAUAUUGACAGUUUAAAAAAGACUUCGCUGCUGGAUAGUGGUAGUGAGCUUAGUUGCAUCGACAAAGCCUUAUAUUGUGAGCUAAAAGCGAGAGGUGCAAAAUUUUGUGAGUUCCCGGUACACAAAACUUGUAUACAAGGUGCUUACGGAAAGAAGAAAAAAACAAUUUCCAAUCAAAUAUUCGUCCCUAUCAAAAUACGUGGAGAGUCUGUUGAUGUGGCCUUAAUAGUGGUGGAUGAACUAUGCAGCCCACUAAUAUUUGGCAUGGACACGUUGAACCACCUGAAAGCUCAGCUAUUGUUCGAGAGUCGGGAAGCAGUUGUAGAUAUAAACGGAAAAAUACUAGUUUUGCCGUUUAAUAUCGAUACCGGACCAUUAGGUGUACCCAUCCAACUGAACGCUAUCGAUGCCGAUGUGAAACCAGAGUCACCAACCAAACCCUAUGAUGACUUAUCGCCUUUAUCUGGCGAUUUCGAAAUGACAACGAAGCAGAAGUUCGAAUUGAGUGAGCUGGAAAAGGAAUUUGCUGAUAUAUUCUCGGACAAGCCGGGACGUACUUCACUCUAUGAGCACGAGAUUCGAGUUACUGAUGUUACCGCUUUCAACCAGAAACAGUAUCCUAUUCCGUAUCGUUAUAUGGACAAUGUACGAGAACAGAUCGCGAAAAUGGAAGAGUGGGGAAUUAUAUCAAGAGAGCCUACUGCCUACGUCAACCCCCUGGUGACCACUAUAAAAAAAUCGGGAGAGGUCCGUGUUUGCCUGGAUGCUCGUCGUCUUAAUAAAGUGUUGGAAAGAGAUAACGAGAAGCCUCCCGAAGUUCAUCGAAUGCUCCAAAAACUAGAUGGAUCUCGCAUUUUUUCGCUCAUCGAUUUGACCAGUUCUUAUUGGCAAAUACCCAUUAAACGGGAGCAUCCCGGUUACCUCGGCAGUUUUCUGUCCAACAGUCUCAAGACCAACCAGCUGGAGGUCAACACCGAUUCGAAAACGCUCCGACCAAUCGCUCGCCUGAAAGAACCACGUGAGCUUUUCGCACUGCCUAAGGAACGGGAUUAUGACUGCCCCCAGCAAGCCCCCAGAUGGCCGAUCGAGUGCCAGGUUUUGGAGGAACGUAUCUACCACAUCAACUAUGCUCCCGAAUCACCGGAACCGUACUAUCAACCUACGGGGAAGGAACUUCAGCCCCGGCCCGUCGGCGAAGAAAACGGAGUGAUCCUAUUCAACUACAAUCCAACAAGUGCCGUUCACUAUACCCCUCCCAGUUCACUCAGCUCGUCGCCGCCUCUGCUAUCCCUGCUACCUCAAACUCCUGACGAAUUUUAUCACUGUUCUGCCACUAACGACUACCACCUGCUGCAAGAGCUAGCUUUGGAGUGCGUUCAAUAUCUGUUUCAAGAUGAACCCGCUGAGUAUUGCUCCACUACCGAUGCCGAUUAUGAUGAUGAUUGUAAUCAAGAUAUAACCGAAGAAAUCGCUCUAAUUACUGAUCAAGAUAGCCAGAGCGAUUCGGACGCAAGUAACACUUUCCCAUCCGUACAGGGUCACUCCUCGGACCGCUCGUAUACAAGUCCAGAUUUUGAUUUAGACGAUUUACGGUGGCGUUGCUACGGCUUCCAUAAUGACAGUGACGAUGAAGAUUCCCGUAGUAGUGAAACAAGCAAUAGCAGCAUUGACCAGAAUAUGUUGCGAUACGAUGCCAGCGAGUAUGGCGCUGCAAUGGCAUACGAAGAAAUCAAUGAUGAGUCCGAAAUUUUUACGCGAGAACAACUGGAGAAGCUGGCUUUAGAACAGUUGCAACGUGACACAGAAACUUUGAACGAGAAUGAAGAUCUGUGUUCAUCGGCAAGUCCGAUUCUCGCUGAAGAACCACAGCCGUACGCAGCAAGUAGUGAUGAGUGUAGUGCAGAAACAAACCACGCUGGGAUUCGCAGUUGCAAUAGCAGCCACAGCUUCUAUGCUAGUGAGCCGGAAUCCGACAAUGACUCGGAAGGCGAGCAGAGCAAACAUGACGGGAUCGACGAACCGGCACUCCUUCUCAACCCCGCAAUCACACAGCACACUCGAGACGGCACCGACGACGUUGACGAAAACAACAACAAGCACACUUUCUCGUCUUCCACCGAUAGCUCACCGACUCCUACCGUUCCUCCUGUUCCGCAGUUUAGCCGCUCGACGGUCGGUGGUUCCAAGGCGCAACCAACGGCGCAUCCCAAUGCGUUCGAACCGGACGAUCUGAUCUUCGAGUCCCGCUUCGAGAGCGGUAAUCUCGGUCGGGCCAUUAAGAUAACGCCAACUUACUACGAGCUGUACCUGCGGCCGGAUAUGUACACCAAUCGGCACACGCAGUGGUUCUACUUCCGAGUGAAGAACACCAAGGCCAAGGUGAUUUACAGGUUUUCAAUCAUUAACCUCACCAAACCGGACAGCUUGUACAAGGAGGGAAUGCGUCCGCUCAUGUACUCCACGUUAGAUGCCGAGUACAACCAUGUAGGAUGGCAACGUUGCGGGGAAAAUAUUUCCUAUUUUCGUAAUGAUAGUGAUAACGGUUACAACCACGGCAGCUACCAUCACCGGCCAGCCGACGACGACGAUGACGACUAUAUGGGAAAUAGUUCGUUCACGCUAUCGUUCAACAUCGAGUUCCGAUUCGAUGACGAUACGGUUUAUUUUGCGCACAGCUACCCGUACACUUAUUCCGAUCUGCAGGACUACCUGAUGUGCAUCCAGCGGAAUCCGGUCAAGUCCAAGUUCUGUAAGUUGCGGUUGCUGUGCCGUUCGCUGGCCGGCAACAACGUGUACUACCUGACCGUAACGGCGCCUUCGACGCACGAAGAUGACAAUCAAAAGAAAAAGAAGGCGGUUAUUAUCACCGCACGUGUUCAUCCUGGCGAGAGUCCUUCCUCGUGGAUGAUGAAGGGUCUCAUGGACUUUAUCACCGGUGAUUCAUAUGUGGCGAAGAAACUUCGCCACAAGUUUAUUUUUAAGCUUGUGCCUAUGCUCAAUCCGGAUGGGGUUAUCGUGGGGAACACCCGUAGCUCCCUAACCGGUCGUGAUCUCAACCGACAGUACCGGACCGUAAUCCGGGAGACAUAUCCGUCGAUCUGGAACACGAAAGCAAUGAUUAGAAGACUGAUGGAGGACUGCGGCGUGGCAAUGUACUGCGACAUGCACGCCCAUUCACGCAAGCACAAUGUGUUCAUCUAUGGCUGCGAAAAUCUGAAGCGACAUCCGGACCGGCGCCUGCUGGAGCAGGUCUUCCCGCUGAUGUUGCAUAAGAAUGUGGCCGAUAAGUUUUCGUUCGAGAACUGCAAAUUCAAGGUGCAGAAAAACAAGGAAGGCACCGGCCGAAUCGUGGUGUGGGUCCUGGGCGUCACCAACAGCUACACCCUGGAGGCUUCCUUCGGUGGAAGCACGAUGGGCGGUCGAGCCGGGACGCAUUUUUCCACGGCGGACUACGAGCACAUCGGUCGGGCGUACUGUGAAACGCUGAUGGACUACUAUGACGAUAAUCCGAUUAAAGAGAAACUACGUAUGAAGAUCCUGACCCGGUUGUCUAAAGAGGGUUCUAGCGCGGAAGAACCGCUUAAUAUUCCACUGUCGGACUAUUCUAGCGACGAAGGGGACACUAGCACGAGCAGCUCCGAGGAUGAGGCUGGCAAGGACAGUAUGGCCGAGCUGGAAGGACCCUGCUGUUCGUCGCUCAGAGUGCCUCCAUCUUCUCCGGUACUGCCUCAGAAGCUGAAAGGCAACAAGAAGAACAAAAAACAACCCCCCAAAUCCUAUCGGAGACGGUCUCGAAACGCACAACGCAUCGUGCUGGAUAUUCCAACGGCGGAACCGGCCAGCGACUUUUUUGAUUUCACAUCCGACGAGGAGUCGCCUCUCGGCCAUCAUCGUUUUGCAGCGUCCGACACAGAGAAUAGGGUAAAGAAAAACUUUCGACGUAGAUACAAACGACACUCGGACCGUAUUAAGAAACUAACGGCGCUGGGUUGCGAGACACAAUUUCUGAUGCCACCGGAGCUGAUCGUUCGCUCGGCUACCAGCCGGUACAUGUCCGAAGACGAGGACGACAAGAAUAAAAUGGUGAUUAGUAUAAUCAAGGAAUUUCCCCCCGUGAUUGGAAAGGAACGAUUAUGGCAGGGCUUUAACCGUGCCAAUGCCGAGAGAACUCGAGAGCUUACGAAACCGAUUACUCCGGACAACUUCUAUCCACAGAUAUCUUUCCGGCGUUCGAUUUGGACUGGUACACAUUCCGAUGGUUAUGUUAAUGAAAUUACUUUAAGCCCGAAGCCUUUGUCCUGGGGUGUGCCGCCAGUGUUGGUUAAAUCCGCACAAUUCGAUAAUGAAGCUCUGCUUACAGCCUGUUCUCAAAAGCUAGCAGCCUGGAAAGACGAAAAGCGCCAUUUAAAAGAACGACAUCACAGAAACAUAUCUCGGCUGACCGCAGCAACCGGAUCUCGCGGAGACAAAGAGAACCGUUCAAUUAUAAGCAGUGCCGUUCCGAGAACAAAAUUAACAUCAAAUGAACAGCAUGGCAAGCCAAAAUUAACUAUGGACAAAAAGUUAGGCGAUAGUUUUGAAGGAACCGGAAUGGUUAAAGUUCGCAAAAAAACAAGAAACACACUCAACAAAAUUUCCGAAAAAGCAGAAAUGUUUUCGAAUCUUUCACGAAGUGCCCGCUCUAGCCAAUCGCGCCGCAUAGUGGCCGCCGCAUUUCUCUCAAGUGGUUCGCCCCGAAAAGCGACCAGUAGCAAUAACUUGUUGACAACUACUAGCUCUAUGGUACAAACCGUACCGACUGGGGCAAGUGCCCUGAUAGUUUCUAGUCAAUCAUUGAAAACUCCAAACCACCAGGCAGGUGGAAGCUCCAAAUUUAAAACCGGAGGAAUAGUUGUAACAGCUGCCCAGCCAUUUCCGAAACAACGCAAGGGAACCCUUCGGGCGGUACGAACUCCCAUCACAGUCCUGCCAUCAGCCGGAAAUGGAAAUCCAUCGCCUACGAAGCUGCCUCCGGCGCCAACAACGCACACAAUCGAUCUACAACUGACUACACUUUGUUCCGAAACGGAAUCGGAAAAGAACCUUCGGGUUCAGAUUGGUUCGAAGAAGCAUAAAAAGAAACGGAUGGGAAAUAAGGAUAAAUCGGUCCGAAUUGUGACACUGAACUGA
Sabethes cyaneus is the source of this 5970-nucleotide messenger RNA. RefSeq lists its product as uncharacterized. Lineage: Eukaryota; Metazoa; Arthropoda; Insecta; Diptera; Culicidae. Gene Ontology annotation, biological process: proteolysis. The coding region runs from base 1 to 5970 and encodes 1989 amino acids. Gene Ontology annotation, molecular function: metallocarboxypeptidase activity; zinc ion binding. The transcript is spliced from 17 exons. The record is from RefSeq and is a predicted model, not a curated record.